AUGAGGUGUGUUAGAUACUUCGAGGAGGUUGGUGGCAUUGCGAGAGGCAAUAACUCGUCUUUUAUAACACUUUUGCUAAAGCUUAUGGAUCCUCUCUCGUUAGUAGAUUAUCAGCUGAUAAGCCUCAUCGGUUGCAUUUAUAAAAUCAUUGCUAAAGCUCUCACUUCAAUGCUCGAGAGAGUUAUUGGUUUGGUUAUUGAUGAGGUUCAAACCGUGUUCAUCGAGGGUCGUGAUAUUCUGAACGGACCCAUGAUUAUCAAUGAAUUAUGCACUUGGGCCAACAAAACCAAAUCCAAAAAUUUUCUUUUUAAAGUCGACUUUGACAAAGCGUUCAAUUCCAUUAGUUGGAAGUACAUGGAAUCGAUUAUGAUUGAAAUGGGCUUUGGGUGUAAAUGGAUUUUGUGGAUCAAAGGUUGCCUUCCCUCUUCAAAAGCUUCGGCUCUUAUUAACGGAUCCGCCACUAAAGAGUUGUCGACCACUAAAGGUGCUCGAAAAGUGACCCUCUCUCUCCGUUCUUGUUCAUCAUCGUCAUGA
Messenger RNA from Lactuca sativa (garden lettuce), 534 nucleotides. RefSeq lists its product as uncharacterized. The record is from RefSeq and is a predicted model, not a curated record. NCBI's taxonomy places the organism in Eukaryota, Viridiplantae, Streptophyta, Magnoliopsida, Asterales, Asteraceae.